Messenger RNA from Hibiscus syriacus, 1189 nucleotides. RefSeq lists its product as uncharacterized. Gene Ontology annotation, molecular function: nucleotide binding. The record is from RefSeq and is a predicted model, not a curated record. NCBI's taxonomy places the organism in Eukaryota, Viridiplantae, Streptophyta, Magnoliopsida, Malvales, Malvaceae. The coding region runs from base 60 to 1163 and encodes 367 amino acids. The transcript is spliced from 2 exons.
GAUAAGGGAAUCCAUUGGAACACUCUCAUAUCCAACAAAACCACACACAAAAAAGGAAAAUGGCUGAAACCGAAGCUCAAGUCCGUUUCGGCAUCAUCGGAUGCGGAAACAUAGCGAGAAAGCUCGCAAGAGCCAUUAACUUAGCCCCGAACUCCGUCCUCCACGCCGUCGGCAGCCGCUCCAUCGAAAAAGCAAAGCGAUUCGUUAGUAUUAACGGAUUGGAUCAUCAAAGGGUCAAGAUUUAUGGGAGCUACGAGCAAGUGGUGGAGGACCCAUCGGUGGAUGCAGUGUACAUGCCGUUGCCGACUAGCUUGCACGUUCAAUGGGCGGUCAUGGCCGCCCGAAACGGCAAGCAUGUGCUGGUCGAGAAACCAACGGCUCUUGAUGUGGGUGAGCUUGAUAGAAUAGUUGGAGCUUGUGAAUCCAACGGCGUGCAGUUCAUGGAUGGGUCCAUGUGGCUGCACCAUCCUAGGACUGCUCAAAUGAAGGAGAUGCUCUUUGAUUCCAAGCUUUUGGGAGAUGUCAAUUAUAUUUACAGCACAUCUACGACUUCACCGUCCCCGGAGUUCUUCGAGAACGACAUAAGAGUGAAAGGAAAUCUGGAUGCCCUAGGAGCCCUCGGUGAUCUUGGCUGGUACUGCCUUGGAGCUGUUUUAUGGGCCAAAAACUAUCAGCUACCAACCGUCGUCACUGCUCUACCGGACGUCACUAAAAACUCCAAUGGAGUCAUCAUCUCCUGCUCGGCUUCCAUUCAGUAUAAGGAACCAUCAGCAGUAGGAGCCACAACAAAUGCAAUCAUCCACUGCUCUUUCCUCUCCGACACAUCCAUGGACUUGGCCAUAACCGGUUCCGGAGGAUCGUUGAAUCUUAACGACUUCAUCAUUCCGCAUCGAGAGAGUUCCGCUUCAUUCGAGUUCACAAAGGGUGCGAAAUUCGUGGAUCUCCACAUCGGGUGGAACGUGAAACCUGAAAAAGUUGUGGUGAAUUGUGAGCUUCCGCAGGAGGCUUUGAUGGUUAAGGAGUUCGCGAGGCUUGUUGUCGGGGUUAGAACGUCGGCAUUGCUGCCGGAUCGCAAGUGGCCGGAGAUUAGUAGGAAGACUCAGAUGCUGGUGGAUGCUGUGAAGAAAUCUAUUGAGCUUGGUUGCGAGCCUGUUUAUCUCUAAGUGAUAUGUAUACCACUAAAUUUGAU